AUGACGUGGUCCUCCCAAACAGUGAUUUGGUUUUUUCGCCUUGGGGCACUUUGGACGGAUCCGGAGACGUUGUGUCGCUUAGCUGCUACGUCGCAGCAAUUUCGUGUUGCGGAUGAGGACGAGCAUUGGAGGGUGCUGGCCGGCCAUAUGGUACUUCGCCCGCUUCAAGCAGACGUUCAAGUGCAUGCCUUCGAAGUUGCUUGUGGAGCCAGCCGCAACGCCAUGAAGACCAAGGUCUUGAAGCUGUACUAUCCUGUGUUCCAGGUGAGGUGCCGAGUGCGCAGCAUUUGGAGAAACAUCGAACUCCUUUGGGGGCAGCUGCUUCCUGAAGCAUUGGAAAACUUGCUGCCAGGCGUCGGGGAGCAGGAGCUGGAAGAAGUUGAGGGACGGCUGGGUUGCCAACUUCCGGAAGAUCUCGCAGAAAGCUUCAGGAUUCACGAGGGCAUGAAAGAAUGCGGCCGAAGAAAAGGGCAGUUCCUCUUCGAAGUAGACAGGGAAGAUCCUUAUAUGUUUGCCACUUUCCAGCUUCGCCCUGCCCGACAGUUGCCGGAACUUGUCGAAGAAGAGAGGAAGAAGGCACAUGCAAAGAUUCCACCGGGCACAGACUUUGGGCGAGGAUCGCGUUCCUUCAUAGCACGCCAGAUAUCCUUGACGGCGAUUGCUUACUUGGAGCGGGAGAAACCGUUUUUUACGCCAGCAGGUCCCUGGGUGCCAUUUUUAGCCAGUGACUGUCUUUCAGAUAAGGUUGGGCGGACGCCCAACAUCCUCGUGGCCUUCCCCCACCGUGAUCGGAUGACGGUGCUGCAGGCAAUCCUCAGCCAGCUCGAGCAGUACCCAAGGCGCCCUCCUCAUCGAACUGGCAAGCGCAAUGGCGAUGAUGUAAGGCCAUUUGGUGCUGUUGCUUUUCUGAGAAUCUUCGGCUUCUGUGGUCCAACAUGGUAUGGCCACUGCAACUGUUUUGAGCAGUUCCUGAGCGAGAGCAUGGACGUAUUGCAGACGAUCCAACUUGCUUGGUCGAAACCAUGUUCAGAUUGUGACCAAGACUGGCUUGGUUGGCAUUGCUCGAAGUGCAAGAGAAUUGUGGGGGAGUCGUUUCCUGAUGCGUUGGAACGACUCCUUCCAGUCAGAGAAGGCAGCGAGGCAAGCUUUGACCGAUACUCCUGGUGGGCAGCUGCUGUGAGAUCCUAUGGCUGGGAUUGCCCCGAAUAUCUUUACAAACGUAUGCGGCAAUGGGAGGAUGUGGCCCUGCCUUGUGCAGACGAGCAAGCCCAACCGGCGGCCGCAGAUGCAAAACGAAGCGGGUUGAGCUCCCUGCCCGCUGUCCCGACAUUGGGCCCGGACAUGACUCGCUCCGAGUUUGUCGGGCGGGCGAGACAAAUCUUGGGCUUCGAAGCCGUAGGCGUUCCGAAGUCUCUUGUGGAUCUGGGCUUUUGCCACAGCUCCGCGAUUUCCAAGGUUGUCAGGACGCUCGAGGACUGCAGGGCGAAACUCAAGCAGUUCUUGUCUUCGCGACCGGUUGGUGCCGCGGGUCUGGACGAGGUGGCGUUUCUAUGUGGGUGUGCUUUUGAGGGCAUGGAUGCAGAUCUCUGUGUGGAGGCUGUGAACAGCUUCGGCCAGGCGAUUGCUCGUGCCUCGCAGGCGGCGCUCCGGUCGUCGAGCUCCGCAGGGGCAUGCGCCAUGUUCGCCUCCGUGUUGCGACACCCGGAGGCGCGCUGUAGUGCGGAGCCGCUUUUGGCCUACGUUCUACCGAUCCGCAAUUCAUUCUGCGACACGAGAUCGGCCUCCUUGGGAAGCCCUUGGCAUGUGGUCCACUCUGCACACUGUCCUGCUGCUUGUGUUGGUCAUCACUGCAGCCGACAGCGGUUCGAGCGCGGCUUGCACUCCGCCCAAGGGGUGGAAGUCGCUGCCGUAUCACACCUUGGCCGGGGGUCCUGCGUCGCACCCGCCCUUCGGCAGCGUCUUGCGAUGCAAGCGUGCUGCGAGGUCCAGAAGAACAUGACGACGCGGUCGGAGGCUCAGCAUUGUGUGUGCCUCGCAUCUUGGGCACGGGUUUGGGCACGGAGCAAUCACAGGUGCAGCAGUCGCUUCUCUCAGGCGUGCGGUCCUGGACCUGGUCGAAGAUCCGGAGGACCGCUUCGGCUUCUUAAACCGCCCGGGUGGUGGGAGGGGCGAGAUGUGAUGCCGAGGACGAAUGAAGGCGCCCUUCUCUUCUGCGCAGCUGCACGGAUCCGUCCUUGCGAAAGAGGCUGGGGCACUGGGGCACUUGCAGUUGGCGAGAUCAAACAGAGCUUGUUUCGGAGGUCACAAGUGCCGAAGCUGGAUGAAUCUGGGCAGUGCAUGUUUCUGAGUGAUCCACCGGAUCCACUUUAG
This is a messenger RNA of Symbiodinium sp. CCMP2592, 2370 nucleotides long. Lineage: Eukaryota; Dinophyceae; Suessiales; Symbiodiniaceae. The record is from the annotation of a GenBank genome assembly.